This is a messenger RNA of Diachasma alloeum, 1044 nucleotides long. RefSeq lists its product as uncharacterized. Bases 1 to 1044 code for a protein of 347 amino acids. The transcript has a single exon. Lineage: Eukaryota; Metazoa; Arthropoda; Insecta; Hymenoptera; Braconidae. Gene Ontology annotation, molecular function: RNA-DNA hybrid ribonuclease activity; nucleic acid binding. The record is from RefSeq and is a predicted model, not a curated record.
AUGGGUGAUGACAACUUUAGCAUAUUCAUCCACUAUCUCCCCACCCUAUUCACUUCCAUCAAAACCGCCAGCAACCUUGGAACGUCCCUACAAAAUCUUCUUGCUCCCGAGGCUCUGGGACUAGAACUGGAACAGAACUUCCAACACUUCAACGUAAUAUAUACAGAUGGUAGGAAGGACCCAGACGCUGGAUACGUGGGGGCGGGUUGUCACUGUCCGAAACUGGGCAUUGGUUCCUCAGUCCUCCUCGACACUCACUGUUCGGUGUACAGCGCGGAGUACAUUGCGCUGAAUCUUGCAUUGGAUGUAGCCAAGAGCACCAGGGAUACCACCCACCUCAUACUCUCUGACUCCCUUAGUGCCAUACAGAGCCUGGAAUCCAUUCACUUUCAUCCGCAUAUCAACCCAUACAUAUUGCUCGCGAAAAAGAAAUAUCGGGAAUUUCUGGACAACAACCCGUACAACACAAAAAUUGUCUUCCGCUGGAUUCCCACGCAUAGGGGGAUUCAGGGAAAUGAGGUGGCUGAUAAUCUGGCGAAAAAUGCCACGGAAUGCAGCCGGGAGCAGUACCCGGUUCCACCUACGGACUUUAAGGCCAAAUUCAAGGCCGAAGGGCAUGCGAGCACCAGGGAAGCCAUAAGAGCCCAAGCCGAGCGUGAACACAAACCCAAGGGUGCGCUCUUCUUCCAAUACUAUUGGAGGAAGAAUGUCCAUCCUUGGUAUCAUGAAGCCAAACUCCCUAGGGAUCUCAUUGUAUGGGUGAACAGGGCCAGAGCAGGACAUUAUCACCUGAACGAAUCUCUCAUGAAAAUUAAAGUUGUCUCGACUCGGGAAUGCGGCUGUGGGGCCGAGGUUCAGGAUAUUAACCACGUGCUGUGGGAAUGUCCUGAAUACUCCGGCCAAGACAGAGAGCUUAUGAUUGACAAACUAAUCAUCGGGAAAUAUCCUAGACGGUACACCAUAGCCGCAUUCCUGUUGGCAAAGGACCUGGUACCACUCAAGAUCAUACACGAAUUCGUUAAGAAAUGCAAAAUAAAGAUAUAA